UCACAGUCAGGUUUCAGGCAGCUCUUCAGAGAUUUACUGAAAUCCAUCAGGUUCCCGUCCCGUCAUCCCCUUGAAAUUUCCAGUUUACAAAAUUUCCAGUGUGUGAGAAAUUCCUUCAGUUAUUCGCCAACAUGAGGGUCGCCGUCGGGCUCUUAGCGCUGGCAGUCUUGGCCGGAUUCGUUUCAACCGAAUACGCCUGGACUCCGGGUACCGAAUAUGUCUACUCUGUCCGAGGAAGGAUGAUGACCGGUGUCUCGGUGAUUAACAACCAACACGCUGGGUUCGAAAUUCAAUACAAACUCUACGUCAAAUUGUUGUCGCAAGGAAAAUUGGCCAUCAAGCCCGAAAAUGUUGAACUUGUCGAAACCGAAGAGGAGCUUGACCCUCGUGAAGGUGAUAUCGAGAAGGGAAAGCAGAUCCAACUCAUCGCUGAGAUGAAGAAGGCUCUCGAGUCCCCCAUCCUCGUUACCCUGAAGCAAGGAGUACCCUCCAGCAUCCAAGUCGAGAAGGAUCUUCCAGUUGCUCUCAUGAACGUCAAGAGGGCUCAAGUCUCUCAAGUCAUCGUUGACACCGUCGGUGCCAAGAUCGUCAUUGAGGGUAACAUCCACCGCCGUACUAACUCUGUUCGCCAAGCCGACAAGAAUGACGACAGUGGCUUUUUCUUCGAGACUUUGGAGAAAACCGUCCACGGAGAGUGCGAGACUUACUACACCGUCAGCCAAACUGGUCCCUACCAAUCCGUCUUCCAACACGAGGCUCAAGAUCAACCCGCUGGACAACAAUCCAGUGAAUCUUCCUCUGCCUCCAAGGAACGCCCAUCCUUGAGACGCGCUGAUUAUCAGAAACUCUCACAAAAGUACAACUCUGCUUCUCUUGAAUCUUCCAGCGAAGAGCAACAGCGAGAGAUGCCAUGGCCCAAGGCUUUCAACCAAUUCUGCAGGGAACAAGACCAAAUCUACGAAAUCUACAAGGUCAUCAACUUCACCGCCUGCCAGAACAAACCAGUCCUCGCUUUCUUCAGUCCAGUUGAACUCCUCAAGUGCCGACCUGGCGAUAACUCGUGCGGAUCCAUCUGGAACCGUGCCCUCGUCUCCAGAAUUUUGGCCUGCGGAAGCUCUCGUCGGGACUUCAACAUCCUUCAAAUCAACCAAGAGGAGCAGUUCAACUUUGGACUUCAAGAUGAACAACGCAUCGUUGCCGUUGGUGUGCAGAACAUCACCAUUGAGAAAAUCAGCCACGGAAGCAGCGUUCACUAUUCCCUCAGUCAACCCCAAACUAUUGACCUCACCUAUGAAUUCAGCCGCAAGGAACAACGCCAACAAAUCAACGGAAGGACCCCACAGUCUUGGAACUUGCAAAGCCGCACCCCCCACAGCACCCACGGAAAACAAUCUUCAUCUUCAUCUUCCGAGGAACAGGUCAGGUCAUCAAGCAACAGAUAUCCACGUCAAGCCUCCCAAGAGUACAGCCAGGGACACCAAUCUUACCAUGGCUCUCAAUAUAACAAGCUCCCCUUCCCAACUUUGAAGGAUGCCCCAUUGAGACCACUUCUCAUCUCUCCCUUGACCAUCCCACAAAUGCAGGAACGAGCCGUCGAAUUAGUCCUGGAAUCCGCUUUGGAUAUUCACGAUGAAUCACGAUCCAUUGCUGAACACGAGACUCUUUCCAAGCUCACGGUCACUGCCAAGGUCCUCCGAUUCUUGUCCCAAGACGAAAUUCUUAACGUGUACAACAAUCUUACCCAAAAGCAAUCUUCUUCUUCCGACAAACAAGAAGAGCUUCAACAAAAGACCAGGAAGAACUUCAUCCUCGAUGCCAUGUGCCAAGCAGGAACCAACCCAGCUAUCACUGCCGUGAUGAAGCUGAUCAAGCAGCAAAAGGUCACCGGCGAGAAGGCCGCUCAACUUAUCUCCACCUUCGCUCUCUACAUCAGACACCCAACUCCUGAACUCCUCAAGGAAAUCUUCGAGUUCCUCAAGUCUUCUGUUGUCCAACAAGACCAGCAAAUGAAGACCACCACCAUCCUCGCUUUCUCCGUCCUCUUGAACCAAGCUUGCAUCAAAUACAACCGAUACAACGUUGCUCUUUACGGAGAAUUCUGUCAGGUGAAGGACACCACCGAGUACGUUCAACAUUUCGAAAAGAAAUUGAAUGAGACCCUGAACCAAUCUGGAAAUCACUGGACUCAUGUUUACAUCACCGCUUUAGGCAACAUCGGACAUCCACGCAUUGUCAAGGUUGUGCAGAUGAUUUUGGAUGAUUCCAACGAUCCCAUCGAGAAAUCUAAGGCCAUCUUCGCCCUCAAGAACGUCGUCGUCUCUAAGGAGGCUGAACAAACUUCCAGUGAUGAUAGCAUUGAAGUAGUCGACCGAGUUGCCAAGGUUGUGAUUGAUGACGAAUAUGUCGAGAAGAAGGUCCUCCCCAUCCUCGUUUCCGUUGCUUUCGACAAGUCUGAGCACCCAAUGGUGCGAAUGGCAGCUAUCCAAAUGCUGAUCUACUCUCCCCAAGCUGAUGUUGCUAUCUGGCAACAACUUGCUAUUAGCACCUGGUCUGAAAUUUCCCAGGAAGUUCACUCCUUUGUCUACUCGACGAUCAAGAAUCUGGCUCAACUCCACACCAUUCUCCGACCUGCCCACCUCAACAUGGUCCGAAACGCCAACGCUGUCCUUUCCCUCACCAAGGACUUUGACGAUGGUCUCCUCAAGUCCCGCAACAUUUUCAGCUCUGGAUACGUUGGUGACCUCAACAGUGGAUACUUCCAACAGUUGACUUAUUAUGGUGCCCGAGACUCCAUCAUUCCUAGCUCGUUGUACUACCGAAACUACCUUCAAUUUGGAACCGGUGCAUUCGGAACCAACCCAAUCGAGUUCUCACUCCAAGCCCGCACUGUUAGCCAAAUCGCCGAGGUUGUCGCCGAUCAACUCGACAACAGCAGCAGCUCUGAGGAGUCUGGCGAGAAGAACCCCGUCAUCCAAGAGCUCAAGAGCCUUCUUGGAAUUGAGAAACGUGAGAUGGAUGAAACUGCUCAUGGCUCAAUGUUCCUCAACAUCCGCAAUGAAGUUCAACGCAUUGUCGAAAUCAAUGUCAAGGACUUGCAGAAGCAAUGGAAAUCUCAAGCCAUUUAUGCUUUGGCUUCCCUCCGACGUGGAGUUGAUAUCAACUACCAAAAGGUUGCUCAACUCGUCCACCACACCAUGGAAAUGCCCACCAUCUUUGGUGUUCCAUUGUUGUACAAACAACGCCUGCCCGUCAUGCUGUCCGUCGUUGGUAAGACCAAGCUCCAAGGAGGAUCAAGCGAUGGACAAUUGCAAGCUCAACUCGAAGUCGUAUUGGCUGGUAAGCUGACUCAGAAGGUAGCCGUCAAGGUCCCAUUCUUGGGUAAGAAGUACGAAUCUGGAUACCAACGUCACAUUGUUGUCGAUGCUCCAUUCCGAGCAACCGUCAGAAUUGCUUCCAAGAAACCUAUAACCGUUGCCGUCACUCCCACCAAGGACAUCAACGGCCCUGCCGCUGGAACCAUUGAGCUGGUCACCUACCACCAACGCCCAUACACCGCAAUCAUCACUGACGAGCUCUACCCCACCGUCCAUCACCGUGGAGGACAGAUGAACGUUAUCAACUCUGAGGAAAAAUCCCCCGUUUACACCAACGAAGAAACUUACGGAAAACAAAUCUUGGGACUUGCCUUCCGAGUUAAGGAACAAUCCGACUACAGGGAGGAACAAGAAACCCUGACUGGAUGGGGCCGAUUCAUCCGCCGAUUCCACUCUCCAUCUUGCUUCCUUAACCUUGGUGUUUACGGUCCAAAAACCAUCAAGUUUGCCGAACGUCAAAUUCUUUUGGACGUUGGGGAAUCCAAGACCAAGACUUUCGUCGUUGCCCUUGCAGCCAAGCGUGGAAGCAGCUCCCUCGAUGGAUCUUUCCACACUGACUCUUCUAGCUCCUCCUCGUCUUCCUCCUCCUCUUCCGAAUCUGCUGAUAACAGUGACAGCAGCGACAGCACCAGCAGCCAAAGCGGAGAUAAGCAGAGCCGUCUUCGAUUCAUCCGUGGAUCAUCGUCUUCCUCAUCUUCCAGCGAGACCAAUGAAUCCUCUGACUCCAACGAGAACUCGAAGGAAGUUUACAGCAAGGCUCGCGUCAUUGCAUUGGCCGUUUUCGGUAAGGUCCGUGCCAUUCCUCCAGUUGAACAGACCUCCAGCAUUGUGAACAACUUGGAUCAACAAAUCGAGUCCAAGAUUCAAUACCUGUUGCAAAUCGCUGUUCGUAAGAACAAGAUCUUGAUCCAAGCCGCGUCCGCUGAUGCUGCCAAUGAAGUUGCCAAGGCUCUCCCCACCGACUCUGAAUCCCUCCAAGUUCUCCGUGACGCUCUUGUCAAGGGGCCCAAUGCCAAGGAACAACAGGACGGUUGCAUGGAAUUAUACGCCAAGUACACUGCUCCACAACACGCCAACCAGCAAAUCCUCACCGUCUUGCGCAAAACUUUGCUCGAGAAGGACUUGAAGGUUCAAGUUCAAGGACAAUACAAAUUCGGAGAGACCUGCAAAGACUCCGACCUCAAGUACAAAAUCGAAUUGGACGGACAAUUGGAGCGUAAUGCUGAGCAAACUAAAUAUGCUGGCAAGGAAUCUGACGAAGCUCAAGCUUGCGAGGAGGAUGAGAAGAAGGGAUUCACCGUUUCCGACACUUGCUUGGUGGUUGCCAACUCUCAGGCUGCUGCUUUGAACAAGUGGCGUCUGACCUUCAAGUGGAACAAGGAUAUGCCAAAUGAGCUCAAGAACGUCACCGAGCAAGUUGAGGACUUUAUCAAGUACUUGUACUACCCAUACGUCUCCCACAGCUACUACCCAGAACCCCAGGAAACUUCCCCAGACCGCACCAUCAUUGCCGAAUUCGAACACUCCCCAGACACCCUCUUCUGGAACUUGGUUGUCCGAAAACCCACCUCCGUGUUGGCUUUCAAUGACGUUCGAUCUGGCCCAGUUGUCCAAGCUGUCCUUCCCUUGACCGCAACUCAAACUCUUCCCCAAAACUUGAUGGAUUACUUUGCCGGAAACGACUCCCAACCCACUUGCCAGUUUGAGCAACGUUACUUGUCCACCUUUGACGGAGUUACUGCCCGUUACAAACCCGAGGUCGCCAAGGGUUGUUAUCACCUUUUGACUGCUGACUGCUCUGGAAAACACACCAUGGCCGUGUCUGCCAAGAACUUGGGAACUCAAGACAUCAAAUUGAAGGUUGUCCUCUCUGGCGCUAAGAUCACGAUUGGAAAACAACAGUCAGGACAAGGAAUCGUCCGCCUCAUCAAGGCAACUCAAACCCGUGCCCUUACCGUCCUCGUCAACGGACAAGAGGUUCAACUCCCAUACACCGUCAGGAAAGAGAACCAGAAACAAAAGAGCAACGACUUUGUUGCCAGAAUCAAGGACAUGUCGAAUGGAGGUGUCCAGAUUGAGACCGAGGAACAGGAUAUUGGUUUCGAUGGAGAGCGAAUUGUCAUCUACGGAUCUGAAGUUUACCGUAAUGUCACUUGCGGUAUGUGCGGUGAUUUCGAUGGAGAGAAGGUCGCUGAUUUCCGCAGCCCCCAAGAUUUCCCCCUGAGCUCUGCCACUCUUUUGUACGCCAGUUAUGCUUACAACUCCAAGAGCGACAGCGAAACCUGUCACGUUGAGCCAGCCGUCCGUCAGCUUAUCAAGCAAGAGGAAUCCAUUGGACAACAAGGCCACAGCCGUAGCUACCUGUCCCGAUCUGCCAGACAAGGUAGUGUCUACGGAAAGAAGUCCAACAAGAACCAGGCUUCGUCAUCUUCAUCCUCUUCCGAGUCCAGUGAACAGUACUCGAAAUCAUCCCGGGGCCAACAAAAAAAGUCGCCAAAAUCCCCCAAGGUUCACCAACAAAUCCGCAUGCUCGAAUCCAAGAACAAGAUCUGCUUCUCUGAGAAGAAGGUCGAAGCUUGCCCAUACGGAUAUCAACCAAAGGGUGGAAAGACCAUCUCUGUCCAAUUCUCUUGCUACAAGAAGAACAGUUCAGUUGCUAACGAAAUCAAGCAACAACUAAAGUCUCGAUUCGUCGACCUGUCUCAAUCUCAGUACAGGAGCUAUGCCGAACGUCAAACCCUUGAUGUUCAUGAGAAGCCAAACCAAUGCGUUCGUUCUUAUUAAACAACUACAACUCUUCAGCUUAAAAGAAAAUCUACUCUAAACUCGAUCGUCAUACUGUAAACUGUGAUUCACUUUCUUCUCUUUUUUCAUUUUUCUGUCCGAAAUUAAUGUAGUAUUUUAGCUUGAAUCCCACCUCUCUACAACUUACCCCUCGUAGUACAUAUCGUAGUGUAAUAUUCUCUCGCCUUGCUCACUUUCUUCGCAGUUAUGUUGAUGAUACACAUUCGAAAAUAUUUAUUUAUACCAAAUUUAGUUUAAUUCGGUUUAAUUUAUUUUCAAAAUUCGACAUUAUUUGGAACCAAUAAAUUAUGCAUUAUAUUGAAA
Folsomia candida is the source of this 6482-nucleotide messenger RNA. Its product is annotated as vitellogenin. The transcript is spliced from 16 exons. Gene Ontology annotation, molecular function: lipid carrier activity. The record is from RefSeq and is a predicted model, not a curated record. NCBI's taxonomy places the organism in Eukaryota, Metazoa, Arthropoda, Collembola, Entomobryomorpha, Isotomidae. Gene Ontology annotation, biological process: lipid transport. Bases 132 to 6158 code for a protein of 2008 amino acids.